AUGGAGAUUGCUCAGAAUUAUAUGGGUCCUGGGGCAACGAAAACAAUGAUUCGAAUAAAUGAAAAUGCAUGCGUUUCUGGAACUAUAAUAGUCAAUCGUGAAGGAUUUCCAGAAACCACAACCCUGGACAGCUUGACGGCAGCCACUUAUUCAACUCACAUGAGAAAUUUAUCUCAUCAUGCGUCUAACGCUCUCAAAGAAAUCGACGUUACUGACGAACUCGUUGUGUUGAGGCUGGUGUCUAAGAAGACCGAGGCGGUUGUUGCUCCUGAUGAUGAGUUCCAUCUCAUCGUGGUCAUGAGACGUCAAGCUAAAUAA
Messenger RNA from Arctia plantaginis, 318 nucleotides. NCBI's taxonomy places the organism in Eukaryota, Metazoa, Arthropoda, Insecta, Lepidoptera, Erebidae. The record is from the annotation of a GenBank genome assembly.